Messenger RNA from Achroia grisella, 2114 nucleotides. Its product is annotated as angiotensin-converting enzyme-like. Lineage: Eukaryota; Metazoa; Arthropoda; Insecta; Lepidoptera; Pyralidae. The record is from RefSeq and is a predicted model, not a curated record. Gene Ontology annotation, cellular component: plasma membrane. Gene Ontology annotation, molecular function: metallopeptidase activity; peptidyl-dipeptidase activity. Gene Ontology annotation, biological process: proteolysis. The transcript is spliced from 10 exons. The coding region runs from base 54 to 2114 and encodes 686 amino acids.
CCCACCUGUGACGUACGUAAAACAUAAUUGAUGACAUUUGUAUAAUCUUCAAAAUGAAAACUAUUAUACUGGGUUUUAUAUUACUGGUAACACCUCAAACUUAUUUAUGCCUUGAUAAUGCACACAUGAAUGAACUGUUUGAUAAAAUCAACAAAAACGUCGUUAAAUUCAAUGCAAUAGCCGCUGAAAUUGCUUGGGCAUCAUCACUCGAACCAGGAAAUCCUGAGUUACCAACUAAAUCAGCAAAAUACCAAAAACAACGGAUAAUAUGGCAACAAAAAGUUUGCAGUCAGUUGGCAACAUUGGAAAAGCGUCAGUUGUUAAGCCACACCCAUAGGCGACAGACGUAUCUCUUGUGUAGAGAACCUAAAUACACCUACAGAGAAACAAGACUCGCCAGUACGUUAUAUGAAAAGUUGCAGUCUAUGUACUCAGAAAUAAAUAUAUGCAUUCCCAAUGAAGAAAACGUAACCGGAAAUAACGUAUCAGAUAUUGAAACAGCCAUCACCAACUACUUAACUGCAGUUGACGAAGUUGUACAAUCUCAGGACAUUGAUAGAGUAUCUAUAGCAUCAAAGGUUGCAGCCAAUCAUCAUGAUGACUAUAAAAAUGCUAUUUGUCUAAACAAUGAUGCAGAUUUUGAUAAAUUGAUGGCUAUUUCGAAGAAAGAAGAUGUACUACGAUGGACUUGGUUGACAUGGAGAGAAAUAGUGGGACCACUUAUGAAGGAACCAUAUAAAGAAUUAGUGGUUUUAGAAAAUAUGGCUGCAAGAAGAAGUGGUUAUUCCGAUAUAGGAGCAGCGUGGCGAGAUGAACUUGAAGUACCUAAUUUGAAGUUACUCUCUCGUAAUCUAUAUGAUCAAAUACGUCCAUUAUACGAACUGCUACAUGGUGUAGCUAGAUUCUAUUUAAGAAAGCAGUAUGGUGAUUUAGUACCGGAAUUUGGAUAUCUACCAGCACAUUUACUUGGUAAUUUGUGGGCACAAAAUUGGGAGAAUUUGCUAGAUAUAAUUAUACCGCAGACUUUAAACUUGGAUGAAAAUAUCAAGAAACUUAACUGGACAUCAAUUCAUAUGGUAAAGCGAGCGGAAGAUUUCUACCAAUCACUAGGUUUACCGCCAAUGACUGAUACAUUUUGGCGCGAAUCCAUAUUCAGGCGGGAAAAUAAUGCAACGCGUUGUCAUGGCACCGCGGCAGACAUGUUUAAAGAUGGCGACUUCAGACUUUUGUACUGUUCCGGAACAAGUAUGGAAGAUUUCUAUGUGCUGCAUCAUGAACUUGGACAUAUUCAAUAUUAUAUGGCAUACGAGGAACAACCGGGAUUAUUCAGACAAGCAAAUACAGCGCUUCAUGAAACCAUAGGUGAUACUAUAAUGCAAGGUGUAUUAACUCCACAACAUUUACAUAGACUCGGUCUCAUUAAUGAUUCUAUAUUGUACACAAAUGAAUUUAAUAGUAAACAUGAUAAAGAUAAAGAAUACAGCGUAGAUGAGAGUGAAUUCAAAGAAGAAGAUAUUAACGAAGUUAAUGAUUUACUUCAUGAAUUAAAAUCGACGGAUAAUAUUCUUCUGUUUAAGCAAGCUUUAAAUAAAAUACCACAGAUACCAUUUUCGCUUCUCAUAGACGAGUACAGAUGGAAAUAUUUUGAUGGAUCAAUGAAUAUUAAUAAUCUGAACAAAGAAUUUUGGAAGAUGUCUGAAGAAUUGAUGGGAAUAGCGCCACCGGAAGUUAGGAGCGAAUACUAUUUCGAUGUUGGCGCAAAAUUUCAUGUUCCUGAUAAUACACCGUUUAUAAGAUACUUCCUGAGUAGUUUCAUCCAGCACCAACUAUUUGAAGCUCUUUGCAAGGCUGCUGUGUAUGGCCGAAGAUCGGUAACGGAAGACGUUCCUGAUACCAUUCCUAUGAACCGCUGCGACAUCUAUGGUUCCAAGGCAGCAGGAAAAUUGCUGAAGGAGCUCAUGUCAAAAGGUCACUCACAACAUUGGCGCGAUAUCUUGCAAGCAACGACGGGUGACACUACCAUAUCGUCGAAGGCUCUAUUACGUUACUACCGCCCUCUGCAGAAGUUAUUGGAAAAAUUAGUUCGUAUAUACCGUAUACCCAUUGGCUGGUAA